Messenger RNA from Penicillium daleae, 1461 nucleotides. RefSeq lists its product as uncharacterized. Gene Ontology annotation, biological process: fluoride transmembrane transport. The record is from RefSeq and is a predicted model, not a curated record. Gene Ontology annotation, cellular component: membrane. NCBI's taxonomy places the organism in Eukaryota, Fungi, Ascomycota, Eurotiomycetes, Eurotiales, Aspergillaceae. The coding region runs from base 1 to 1461 and encodes 486 amino acids. The transcript has a single exon. Gene Ontology annotation, molecular function: fluoride transmembrane transporter activity.
AUGGCGCGUCAACUCGAGCCAGGCCUUUCCAGGCCCCCGGCAGAUUCCGAGCAAGAUGCCGACCCCCCAUUGACCGAGACCAUGGCACCAGAGCCGGUCGAGCGCAUUUCCUCGCAGCGCUCCCAGUGGUAUGCUGCAGAACAACCGUGCUCUCAAGAUGAGGCCGUCGCGCCCAGAACAACUCCAACACCUACACCCGCACAGCCCUCCGGAACCCUCACAGACCCCGAGAAAGAUGCAGACCCAGCUUUGACCGAGACCAUCGCCCCCCAACCCGUCUCCUCCUCCCCUUCCCGGCGACAAAGAUGGUACACCACCGAACCCGAAGCCGUCGCGCCAGAACCAUCACCAGCACCAGCAGGAAAAGAACCCUCCAAACCACUCUCCAAACGCGCAACCCACCUCUACACAGUCUCAUACCUAAUAUUCUUCUCUCUCCUCGGCACCCUCGCCCGCCUAGGCCUCCAAGCCCUCACAUUCUACGCCGGCGCCCCCGUCGUCACAGGCGUCCUCUGGGCCAACGUCGGCGGCAGUCUAGUAAUGGGCUUCCUAAUCGAAGACAAGAAGCUCUUCCAACAAGAAUGGGGCACAACCACCCCCGCCAAACCAAAAGACGACCAUGAAGCCGCCCAGCACGCGAAAAAACACACGGCCGUGAAAAAGACUAUCCCGCUCUACAUCGGUCUGACGACUGGCUUCUGCGGCUGCUUUACGUCUUUCUCCAGCUUCAUGCGCGAUGUCUUUCUCGCUCUGGCGAAUGCCCUGCCGGAUCCGUCGCUCCCGGCUGGUACCGGGAUCGCCUCGCGCAAUGGUGGGUAUAGCUUCAUGGCGCUCGUCGCCGUGUUGCUCCUUACCAUCUCGCUGAGUCUGUCCGCGUUGAUUUUCGGCGCACAUCUCGCUCUUGGACUGGCGCGGGUCACGCCUACGGUGCCAUUCGCCCUGACGCGCCGCGUGGUAGAUCGCGUCAUGGUUUUCCUAGCCUGGGGCUGCUGGCUCGGCGCCGUGUUCCUGGCCAUCUGGCCACCGGACCGACACGGCGCCGAUACAUGGCGCGGACGGGCGGUAUUCUCGCUGGUCUUUGCGCCGCUGGGCUGUCUGGGCCGAUUCUACAUCUCGAUGCUACUGAAUAGCCGGGUCCCGUCGUUCCCGCUGGGAACGUUUACGGUGAAUAUGCUCGGGACGGCGGUGGAGGGGUUAUGCUAUGAUUUGCAGCAUGUGUCUGGGCUGGGUGCUGUGGUGCCGGCGGCGUUGACGGGGUGUCAGGUUUUGCAGGGGGUGAUGGAUGGGUUUUGUGGGAGUUUGACAACGAUUAGUACGUGGGUGGCGGAGUUGAAUGGAGUUGCGAGGAGGCAUGCGUAUGUGUAUGGGGUUAUGAGUGUCGGGGUGGGAUUGGGGUUGUUGGUGGUUAUUAUGGGGAGUUUGUUGUGGACGAGGGGGUUUGAUGAGCCUGUUUGUGGGUGA